GUGCAUUCGAAACAGGUUACUGGAUUAGUUUUUUAAUUUUCGGUGUCUCUUUUUCUCUCAUUUUUUAUCGCAACUCCACGGAAGUCCAGUCCAAGUGAUUGUGCCAACUUUUCAUAAUUACUACAAUUAAGCAAGCUUGUUAUCAUCUCGCGACAGACGAUAAAAAUUGAUAUGAGUUCAGCAACAAGAAAACAACCUGUCACAGUACCUUGUAAAUACAAAACAGGCAAAAUACUUGGUAAUGGUACUUAUGCCACUGUGAAAGAGGCUAUGCAUAUUGAAACGAAAAAAUUCUAUGCUGUCAAGAUUAUCAGUAAAAAACUCAUGGAAGGUCGUGAACAUAUGGUUCGUAAUGAAAUCAAUAUUCUACGUAAAGUCUCUCAAGGUCAUAAGAACAUCCUGAGUCUGGUGGAUUAUUUUGAAACAAUGAAUAAUUUGUACUUGGUUACAGAUUUGGCUUUGGGUGGAGAAUUAUUUGAUAGAAUCUGUCAAAAGGGCAGCUAUACGGAACAAGAUGCUGCUAAUAUCAUUCGUACAGUAUGCGAUGCAGUUGCUUAUCUUCAUGAUAAUGGUGUUGUGCACAGAGAUUUGAAGCCUGAAAAUCUCAUUUUCCGCACAGCUGAUGAAGACUCUGAUCUUUUGAUCGCUGAUUUUGGUUUGUCAAGAAUUAUUGAUAGUGAUAAAUUUGAUGUUUUAAGAACGACAUGCGGUACUCCAGGGUAUAUGGCGCCAGAAAUCUUCAAAAGGACAGGCCACAGCAAACCAGUUGACAUGUGGGCGAUUGGUGUCAUUACCUACUUUUUAUUGUGUGGUUAUACGCCUUUUGAAGGAGGCAACAGCAUUGAAGAAAUGAGGGCUAUUAUGGAAGGGGAGUAUUAUUUCCACGAAGAAUACUGGAUGGAAGUAUCAGAUGUUGCCAAAGCUUUCAUCGAACGUUGUUUGACUGUAAAUCCUGAAGAACGUAUCACAGCACAUGAAGCAUUACAACACCCAUGGUUGUUGAGUAGCACUCAUGUGGAUAAAACGCAACAAGAUCUUUUACCCAAUGUGCGUCGCAACUUUAACGCGCGUCGUACCUUUAAAAAGGCAGUGGAUCUGGUUCGAUUAUCUUAUCAGUUGCGUCAUAAACAGAUGUUAUCACAAGCAGCACAAACUGCGAGUAGUAGUAGUAGUAGUAGCAGUGAUCAACCAGUAGAUGCCUCAGAAGAUGCCCAUACAGCCGCAGCAGCAGCAACUGCUACUGAAGAAGAAGUGAAAAUGGCAGAAAAUGAUAUCAAACCUGUGAAUGAAGGUAUUGAUCAAGUCCUAAAGACUGACUGAUGAAACGAACUUGUAGCGAUAAAAGUGUAUACAUCGGGAUAAACGGAUACACUAAAUCACAAAACCAAAAAAAAAGAUAAACUGUAAAUCUUAUGUCGAUUGUAACACUUAUACUUGGAGCAUUUAUAAAGGGCUCAAAAACUAAACCAAAUUCUUUCUCAUGUGCUUCAUGUUUUUGUCAUCACUUUUACAAGAAACGAAGCACUAUAGAAUUGUUGCAUGAUGAACAUCGGCUUUCAUGGCUCUCAGUUGUAGGGAAAGAAAAGGGAGGGCGUGGGGAGGGUG
This is a messenger RNA of Mycotypha africana, 1605 nucleotides long. Its product is annotated as kinase-like domain-containing protein. Gene Ontology annotation, molecular function: calcium/calmodulin-dependent protein kinase activity; ATP binding; calmodulin binding. The coding region runs from base 172 to 1320 and encodes 382 amino acids. Gene Ontology annotation, biological process: cellular response to oxidative stress; protein phosphorylation. The record is from RefSeq and is a predicted model, not a curated record. The transcript is spliced from 8 exons. Lineage: Eukaryota; Fungi; Mucoromycota; Mucoromycetes; Mucorales; Mycotyphaceae.